Mycotypha africana is the source of this 597-nucleotide messenger RNA. Its product is annotated as small GTPase superfamily. NCBI's taxonomy places the organism in Eukaryota, Fungi, Mucoromycota, Mucoromycetes, Mucorales, Mycotyphaceae. The coding region runs from base 1 to 597 and encodes 198 amino acids. The transcript has 8 exons. The record is from RefSeq and is a predicted model, not a curated record. Gene Ontology annotation, molecular function: GTPase activity; GTP binding.
AUGGCAACUUCAGAAUUUAGUAGUCCUUUGAGGAAAUACAAAUUGGUUUUCCUUGGUGAACAAAGUGUUGGAAAAACUUCACUUAUUACUCGCUUUAUGUAUGACACUUUUGACAAUACAUACCAAGCGACUAUUGGUAUUGAUUUCUUAUCCAAAACAAUGUAUCUUGAAGACAAAACUGUACGCUUACAACUAUGGGAUACAGCAGGGCAGGAACGUUUCCGCAGUUUGAUUCCUAGCUACAUCCGUGACUCUUCUGUUGCAGUAAUCGUAUACGAUAUAUCCAAUCGCCAAUCUUUUAUGAACACAUCCAAAUGGAUAGAUGACGUGAGAGCCGAGAGAGGGGACGAUGUUAUUAUUGUACUUGUUGGAAACAAAUCUGAUUUGAGUGAAAAGAGAGAAGUGACGGUGGAGGAUGCUGAAAAGAGAUCGAAGGAAUUGAACGUUAUGUUUAUAGAAACAAGUGCUAAAGCGGGGCAUAAUGUAAAGACUUUAUUCAGAAAGAUUGCACAAUCAUUACCCGGUAUUGAUGGGAACAACCAAAACGAACAAAAAGAAUCAAGUGGACCGAAUUUUGGAAGAAAUAUCACAACGUAA